Messenger RNA from Prorocentrum cordatum, 472 nucleotides. The record is from the annotation of a GenBank genome assembly. NCBI's taxonomy places the organism in Eukaryota, Dinophyceae, Prorocentrales, Prorocentraceae.
GCCGCGCCGGCGCAGAGCGAGGCCGAGCAGGCUGCGCUGGCCGCGCUGGUGCAGAGCGGGGAGGAGGAGGAGGAGCAGGACGAGGGCGACGAGGGCGCGGAGGACGCCGCCGCCGGGACCACCCUGCCCGCGCCGGCGCGCGCGCCCGUCGCCCGGGCCGCGGCCCGGGCCGCGCCCGCGGGCGGGCAGUCCCUCCUCUCCGACGAGGACAUGUACAACGUGCCGUCCUCGUACACCCCGUGGGUGCCCAAGAGCGCCGGCUACGACAAGCCCAUGCAGCAGCGCUGGCAGCAGGCCGUGGCCGAGGCGCUCAACUUCAUGCAGCUGGGCUGGACCGCGACCGCGCACAGCAUGUUCACCGGGAAGACGCCCCGCCAGCUCAACCGCUUCGCCGGCACGCGGCGGGUGCUCGACUGGGAAGAGCGUGCGCCCUGCAGGGCUGUACCGUCAAGCCGGGCACGUCCCUUCACAG